This is a messenger RNA of Microtus ochrogaster (prairie vole), 1875 nucleotides long. RefSeq names its product synaptotagmin like 1 (gene Sytl1). NCBI's taxonomy places the organism in Eukaryota, Metazoa, Chordata, Mammalia, Rodentia, Cricetidae. The record is from RefSeq and is a predicted model, not a curated record. Gene Ontology annotation, cellular component: exocytic vesicle; plasma membrane. Gene Ontology annotation, biological process: intracellular protein transport; exocytosis. Gene Ontology annotation, molecular function: small GTPase binding; neurexin family protein binding.
GGCUCUGAAACUCCUUCCUGGAGAGCUGGAGUUGCCUUCGAAGUUGCCCUCCCUUCUGGACCCCUCCAGGAAGCUACAUAUGCCCAGCUGGGGCACAACCCCAGCUGAUGCCCCAGAGAGGCCACACAUCUCAGGAGAGGCUUUGGGCCCUGCCCUCCCUCCCCAUGGCAUAUGGGCCAGAACCGGACGCUGAGGGAUUGCUGGACCUCAGCUUCCUGACAGAGGAGGAGCAGGAGGCCAUCACUGAUGUCCUCAAACGAGAUGCCCGCCUACGCCAACUGGAGGAGGGACGGGUCAGCAAGCUCCGAGCCUCGCUGGCAGACCCCGGGCAGCUGAAGAUCCUGACGGGGGACUGGUUCCAAGAAGCACGCUCCCAGCGGCAUCAGCAUGCCCAUUUUGGGUCUGACCUUGUCAGGGCCUCCAUCCGCAGGAAGAAGAUCUCCAGGGGAGACCAGACUCUGGGAAGUGAUGGUGAGGCAGAGGCUGCUGGGAUAGACACUGCAGAGGAAGAGCCAGAGCCAAGGGUCUCCAUAGAGAUGGCUGCUCCAGAGAGGCACAGCAAGACCCAAGGACCUGAUUUUCCCUCACCAUAUGUAGUCUCAAAGACUUCAGAUCAUGAGGAGGAACCCCAGGCUCAGGAAGCCCCCGACCAAGGGGGUGUGCAGGUGGCAGAGACGGACCCAGCGCUGGAUCCUGAGCCGAGGGCGGAGCAGGAGUCCUGGCCGUCUGCAGCCCAGAUCAAGGCGACCUCCGAGAUCCAGGAGAAUGGGGAAGAGGCCCCAGGACUCGGCCCUUCGCUCAACCGCAUGCUCAGCAGCAGCUCCUCUGUGUCCAGCCUCAAUUCCUCCACGCUGAGCGGCAGCCUGAUGAGUCUGUCGGGGGAACCUGAGGCUGGCACCGUGCAGGUGCGGGGUUCGGUGCACUUCGCACUGCGCUACGAGCCGGGCGCUGCCGAGCUGCGAGUACAGGUGAUUCAGUGUCAGGGAUUGGCCGCCGCCAGACGUCGCCGCUCAGAUCCCUACGUGAAAACCUACCUCCUCCCGGAUAAGCAGAACAAGCGCAAGACGUCGGUGAAGAAACGGAAUCUGAACCCCAUCUUCAACGAGACUCUGCGGCACUCCGUCCAGCAGGCUGAUCUCCCAGGACGCGUACUGAAGCUGUCCGUGUGGCACCGCGAAAGUCUGGGUCGCAACAUCUUUCUGGGAGAGGUCGAAGUACCCCUAGACACGUGGAACUGGGACUCUGAGGCUACCUGGCUCCCCCUACAGCCCCGGGUUCCCCCGUCUCCAGACGAGCUUCCCAGCCGUGGACUGCUCUCUCUGUCCCUCAAGUACAUCCCUGCAGGCUCAGAGGGAGGAGGACAGCCUCUGAGUGGGGAGCUACACUUCUGGGUAAAGGAAGCUCAGGGCCUCGUGCCACUGCGGCCAGGAUCCCUGGACACUUAUAUACAAUGCUCAGUGCUACCUGACGACAGUCGGGCCAGCAGGCAACGCACGAGAGUGAUUCGGCGAAGCCUCAGCCCUGUGUUCAACCACACCAUGGUUUAUGAUGGCUUCGGGCCUGCCGACCUACGCCAAGCCUGUGCUGAGCUCUCCCUGUGGGACCACGGGGCCCUGGCCAGUCGCCAGCUGGGGGGCACACGCCUCAGCCUUGGUACAGGCAGCAGCUAUGGGCUCCAAGUGCCCUGGAUGGAUUCCACACCUGAGGAAAAGCAGCUGUGGCAGACACUCCUGGAGCGUCCAUGUGAGUGGGUGGAUGGCCUUCUGCCCCUCAGAACCAACCUCGUCCCCAGGGCAUAGCCCUGUUAAACCCCUCUGUGUACCCCACCAAAGUAUACCCAUGGCUGGAAUCAAUAAAGUCUGUCCAUGGAGCCAC